AUGCUUCCUCUUCUAGGCCUCCUUGGCCUCCUUGGCCUCCUUGGCCUCGCUGCGCCCGCAACAGCAAGCUACGCCUUCUACGUCGGCAAGAACCUCACGGAAUCGGGACAUGUCCUCCUCGGGGGCACCGGCGAGGAAGUGUCGUCGCAUUGGCUCCAGCUCUUCCCAGCCAAGGACCAUCUCGCCAAUGCCACCAUCACCGUCGGCGUGACCCAAGAUGCAUCCUAUCCCGCGACCGCACGCGAGGGCGUCGAGAUUAUCGGUGACCUGAUCAAGAAGCACGGCUUCGCCACGUACGGCGGCAACCCCCACCUGAUCGCCGACAAGGACGAGGGCUGGGUCGUCUGGGAGUUUGCCGGGGGCGAGACGCUCUGGGCCGCCGAGCGACUGGGUCCCGACGUUGUCAGGGUCUCGUAUCCCGGCUACAUUGAGGAGUUCCCCGUCGACUUUGCCGACUCGCGUGACCACAUGGGCUCCGAGAACCUCGUGGACUUUGCCGUCGCGCAAGGCUGGUGGGACCCCGACGGCGACGAGCCCUUUCAUGUGUUCAAGGCCUAUGGCGUCCAGGGGGACAGCUACCACGCGCGCACCGGGGGGUUCAAGUACAUGUCGCAGGCCGCCCUAGAGAACGCGACGCUUGCCAUGGUGCCCGUGACCGAAAAGGAUUUUAUGAAGCGCGUACGUGACCCUCGCAUCUGUGAUGACCAGUCCGGCUACGGCCAGGUGAUCCGUGUCUUCGAGCCCGGGGACCCUGACCUGUACCUGAUCUGGAAUGCCGCCACCGGCUCCGUCGCCGCGCCCUUUGUGCCCUGGUAUCUGGGCGUUGAGCAUGUGCCCCCUGAAUUCGGCCAGCACCGCUACCUGACCACGGGUGCCUCGAGCACCUUUCUCAAGACCGACUAUCAGCUCCAGGAGGCUUCGGUCUUUGCCGGUCGCGUCUUCAAGCGCGUGCUGUACUACAUGUGUUCUGCGCCCAAGCGCUUCCUCCCGCUCGUCACCGACAUGUUCAUCUCCUUUGAGGACGAGUCGGCCGCAGCCGUUACCACGUGGGUUGACACGGCGGCAAAGAUGCUGCUGGCAACCGGAGACCGUGACGCUGCCCGUAAGAUGUUGACUUUCUUCUCCCGCACGCGUGCCUACAAGUCCCUGGAGAUUGGCAAGACCCUCACUGAUGCCUUGGAUGGGUACGCCAAGCUGUCUGGUGCGUGGCAGAUACCCAAGGACGAUUUGAUCAAUGAAAUGGGGAGCAACGAGACGGUGAAUUGCUUGACGGGGAUCAACCCAGACGAGCCGGCGGAUCAACAGUGA
This is a messenger RNA of Emericellopsis cladophorae, 1308 nucleotides long. Its product is annotated as Secernin-like protein. The record is from RefSeq and is a predicted model, not a curated record. The coding region runs from base 1 to 1308 and encodes 435 amino acids. The transcript has 2 exons. Gene Ontology annotation, molecular function: dipeptidase activity; cysteine-type exopeptidase activity. Gene Ontology annotation, biological process: proteolysis. NCBI's taxonomy places the organism in Eukaryota, Fungi, Ascomycota, Sordariomycetes, Hypocreales, Bionectriaceae.